CACUUCUAUCUGUCAUUGGAUUGGAGUUCACUGUGACUCGCAACACCAUAGGGUGGUGGCAUUGAAUAUUUCAAAUAUGGGUUUGUUAGGCCAAUUUCCUAACUCCUUAGAAAAUCUCUCCUUUUUGUCCUUCCUGAAUAUGAGCAAUAAUAAUUUCAUCGGAGAGAUUCCUCAACAACUCGGAAAUCUUCAAAACUUAAAGGUGAUAGAUACACAUCGUAAUCAACUUGCGGGUGCAUUUCCAUACUCAAUGUUCAACAUCUCUGCACUUGAAUAUAUUGAUUUUUCAAAUAAUAGUUUGUCAGGUAUUCUUCCCCCAAACAUAUGCCAUCAACUUCCAAAUCUCAAAAUGCUUUACUUAUAUAUGAAUGACUUUAAUGGUCCACUCCCGGCAAAUUUAUCUGCAUGUUCAAAACUUAGAGCAUUGAGUUUGUCAUACAAUAUGUUUGAUGGGUUGAUACCUAAAGAGCUUGGCAAGUUGAAGAUGCUUCAAAAACUAAUUAUUGGUGGUAACAAUUUAGCAGGAACAAUUCCACGUGAAUUGGGUAAUCUCCAUAAUUUGAAGACAUUCAGCAUAGAAAGCAACCAGAUUAUAGGCUAUAUACCAACCUUCAUUUCCAACAUGUCAUCACUUCAAAUCUUGUCAUUGAGGGCCAACAAGCUCAUGGGAUCCAUACCUAGAGAGAUUGGAAAUUUAUCAUCUCUUCAAGUUUUAGUGCUUGGAGAAAACUACUUCAAAGGUAUGAUACCUAGAGAAGUCAGCUAUCUUUCUAAAUUGGGAUUCAUUAAACUUGAGGAUAAUAAUCUAAGUGGUUCUAUACCUGAAGGGCUCUUCAACAUUAGUACAAUGCGUAUAAUUAAUCUUUCAAGAAAUCAUCUUUUGGGUAGUAUUCCUUCAACUAUGUGCUCUUCACAAACCAAUCUUGAAGAUCUUGUUCUAUUCCAAAAUGUGUUAAGUGGAAUCAUUCCUCAUUCAAUUGCAAAUUGUUCCCAACUCUCUCUUAUAUCUCUCACGGCUAACCAUUUCAUUGGCUCCAUUCCAAACUCUCUUGAAAACCUUAGCCUUCUCCAAACUCUUGAAAUGGCUGAAAAUAAAUUAGCAUCUAAUCCUUCCUCUCAGGAAUUAAGCUUCAUAACUUCUUUGACAAAAUGUAGAAAGUUGAAAACACUAGAUGUGGGUGAUAAUAGUCUACAUGGAAUUCUUCCAAGAUCCAUUGGUAAUUUGUCUUCCACUCUACAAAUCUUUGUUGCAUAG
Molecule: messenger RNA, 1255 nt
Organism: Ipomoea nil (Japanese morning glory)
Lineage: Eukaryota; Viridiplantae; Streptophyta; Magnoliopsida; Solanales; Convolvulaceae
Product: probable leucine-rich repeat receptor-like protein kinase At5g63930
Exons: 3
Coding region: 77-1255 (392 amino acids)
Molecular function (GO): protein binding
Source: RefSeq, a predicted model, not a curated record